Acanthopagrus latus (yellowfin seabream) is the source of this 1957-nucleotide messenger RNA. Its product is annotated as lymphocyte-specific protein 1-like. The coding region runs from base 147 to 1652 and encodes 501 amino acids. Lineage: Eukaryota; Metazoa; Chordata; Actinopteri; Spariformes; Sparidae. The record is from RefSeq and is a predicted model, not a curated record. The transcript has 14 exons.
CAACAUGAGCCACCGAGUCAGAAGAAGAAGAACAAGAGAGCAGCUGUAGUAAAGAUCUCCAGAACCAGAAGUGAGGUCGGAUCCAGGACAAGGGGCUACAGCAGAGCCAGAACCAGGACCGCAGACCAGGAGCAGUCCAGUCCACCAUGUCGGAGCCCAUCAGGAGGAAAAGCUCCAGCAGACAGCUCCUGCAGAACCUCAUCAGGGUGACUGCCCAGCGGAGCCAGGAGGACGCUGAGGAGGUGGAGCGGGAGCGAAGGAGGAGAAGCAGGGAGAAGGAGAGGGGAGAGGGGAGUCCUUCCUGGCCAGAGCCCCCCCAACACAACGACCGAACACACAACACAGCGCUGGACGAGGAUCUGAAGCCAAGCUGCUGCCUGGUUCUGGAGGAGGACGAGGGCUUCAGCGACUGGAGUCACAGGUUGGAGAAUCGUAAUGAUCAGGAGGUGCCAGAUGACUGCAGGGUCAGGGUGCAGAGACCUCUAAUGUCACAGUGGAAACCGAAGUCUGGAGAGGACAAACAGCAGGAGGAUGAAGAGGAGCAAAGCGGUCGGUCCCAGGAAGCUUCAGCAAGACCUCCAGAGAAGAUGUCCAGCAACAGAAAAGAAGUCAGGACAUCGUUCAGCUCGACAGUCUUCCUGCCACAGGACACCAGGCUGCAGCACACCACGGGUCAGCCGGCAGACAGGACGUCCUACCUGGUUGCAGGGACGAUGAAGCCUCGUGGUGGAGCCUGCAGAGCGGAUGGGCAGGUGGAGCUGGAGGAGAAAGAGGAGGUCCAGGCCGCUCUACAGACAGACUGGAGGUCCGCAGAAACCCGACAGAUCCCCAGAGAUGAGGGUGAUCAGGAGGAAGAAGAGGAACUGAGCUUCACCCAUGAAGAGAAGAAAGACCUUCGCCUCAGGAGGGAAGAGAGACACAUGGAGAAGAGGGAAGAGGAAGAGGAAGAGGAAGAGUACAAGACGUCAGAAAAGAGGAGGCCAGAGUCAGUGGAGGGCAGGAGGAGCGAGGAGGAGACCAGGAGAUCUACGCGCUCGCUCUGCAGCAGCAGUGAAGGCGAUGAGUCGUUAAACUGCUACGGUCCGAUGAGCCCAACAUUCAAGAAACUCCUCAUUCAAUUUUACCCAGAUGAAGCGAACAGUAAAGUCUUAACAGACGGGAAAUGCAAGAUCAUAGAGAGAACCGAGUCUCUGAGGAAAAGCACCAGCAGCAUAAAGAAGACGCUGCCACCUGUUCCUGUUUCCAAGAUUGACAAGAAACUGGAGCAGUACACACAUGCUCUCGAGGUCUCCUCCUCCAGAUCAGGCGGUCACAUGCUGACAGACCUGACGAGUCCCACCGAGCCUGUGUCCUCCAAGAAAUGCCUGUUUGAGGCCGGAGAAGCCUGGAACCAACACGCUGUCCAAGUUUCACCAUCCAAGGAUGCAGAUGGUUUAAAAGUUGGUGUCGCUGAUCUCAUCAAUCAGUGGGUGAGAGGCAGUGAGGAUGGGAGCAGAUGCAGCUCGCCCUUCAAGCCGGCAGACAGCUCUGGUGGUAAAAGAUAUAAAUUUGUGGUGACGGGUCACGGCAAGUACGAGAAGGUUUCUGUUGACGACGGCUGCAGUGAAGAUGCAAACUGCCAGUCAGCGGGACUUUUCUAUGAAGAUUUGUAAAACACAAACUGGACUUUAAGGAAUUUUGGGUAAAAAAAAAAAUCUUUGAUACUGCACAAAUUAUAGCCACUAUCACUUUACCAUUCUCUGUAUUUCAGGUUUAAGUUGGAAAUGAAUUUAAAUGAUGUUGUAAUAACACAUUUCCUGUAAUACUUUGUAUAAUUUUACAAAAGGUAGUGACACAAAUAGUGUGUCUUUUUUCUUUUCAUCCUGAAUUUUAAUCUCAAGAUCUUUGAAAACGUUGCAAUAACUUCAAUUAAACAGAUUCCUGCUGUGUGUUCCUCAAUAAAAGUUUCUGUCUUUGC